GUUGUCCUGGUGAAGUGUGUUUCCGGUCGGUCGGGUUGUCAUGGUGAAGUGUGUUUCCGGUCGGUCGGGUUGUCAUGGUGAAGUGUGUUUCCGGUCGGACGGGUUGUCAUGGUGCGGUGUGGGCUCUCGGUUCUGAGCAAGUAUGGCAGCUUUAUUGACAAUCUCAGAAUUUAUGUUCGUGGCGGGAGUGGUGGAAUGGGACUUCUUCGACUUGGGGGUGAAGGUGGUAAAGGUGGUGACGUCUGGGUUGUAGCGCAAGAUGGAAUGUCCUUAAAAAAGAUCAAGGAUAAAUAUCCAAGUAAACGUUUUGUGGCUGGUGUUGGUGCUAACAGCAGCAUUCGAUCACUUAAGGGAGUAAAGGGAAAUGGUUGUGAAAUUCAUGCUCCAGUUGGAAUUUCAAUCACUAAUGAUGAUGGGCAGGUAAUAGGUGAAUUAAACAAAAAGGGAGAUCGAGUUAUUGUAGCCCAUGGCGGUCGUGGUGGUUCAUUUAUGACUAACUUUUUGCCUUCUAAAGGCCAAAGCAGAAUUAUACGGAUGGAUUUGAAGCUUGUAGCUGAUGUAGGAUUGGUUGGGUUUCCAAAUGCGGGGAAAUCUUCAUUAUUGAGUCAGCUGUCUCAUGCCAAACCUAAGAUUGCAGAUUAUCCAUUCACUACCAUGAGACCAGAAAUUGGCAAGUUAAUGUACAGUGAUUACAAACAGAUAUCGGUGGCUGAUUUGCCUGGUUUGGUUGAAGGUGCACAUUUAAACAAAGGGAUGGGUCACAAAUUUCUUAAACACGUGGAGAGGACCAAGCAGCUGCUUUUUGUGGUAGAUGUAACUGGAUUUCAGCUUUCUUACAAAGCCCCUUUUAGAACAGCUUUUGAAGCUAUACAGCUGUUAACAAAGGAGUUGGAGUUAUAUAAAGCAGAGCUUUUAUCUAAGCCUGCUCUUUUGGCUGUAAACAAAAUGGAUUUGGAGAAUGCUGAAGAGAAGUUUAAAGAGCUGAUGCAACAGCUUCAGAAGCCUGAAGUAUGCACUGGUGUAUGCAGUACAGACAAAGCGGCUGAAAAUAUAAGGGACAAUUUAUCAUACACUUUCAAUAUCCCCUAACAGUAAGUAAGUACCAAAUGCAAACGUUUAGCCAUUCUAAUUGUUUCACAGAAAUGUACUUUGUUAUAUAAUGACAUAUAAUUUAAUAUCUACAAAGUUAGCUGCUUCUACAUAUAGAAAUUCACAUCAUAUGUUGAUAAUAGUGAUGCAAUGCAAUUCAAGGAUUACAGUUCAGUCAUAUCGAAAGUAGAAGGAAUGAUUUUACUGCAUUCAUCUCCAGCAAGUAGGUCUAAAGUGCCAGAACUCAGAUAAUGAAAUCAAAUGCUGCAAUUGUUCCCAUAUUACCUUGCCUGUUGGAAUUUGAUGUUGAGACAAUUUAAAAACCGAUCCCAAAUGGAUGACUGAUAGGACCUGUCCCACAGUCAGCAUAAGCUGGGCAUUUCUCACCUGCACUGCCGGUCAACGAAUGCUCCUGCCUACUUUUCAAACUCUUAAAACUAAUUUAGUUUAAACUCUAUUGCUCACACUUGGUGGAAAAUGCUGAAACUCUUUGUAGAUGAAGAAAUGAUCAAACUUUUUUUUUAAAAUAGAAAGCAUAAUACAAAGUCUUGACAGACACACAUCUAGCACUUUAAAGUUUAACUUCCAAAGGAACAAAAAUUGUUGUUUUGGAGCCUCCUUGGAGGUGCUUCUCUCAGUGAAAGCAGUGCUAUCACAGAAAGGGCAGCAGAAUACCCAUUUGCCUGUCACAAUAGGCGAUGUACUGAAGAUUCAGUGGUGAAACAAGCAACUCAAGGAAAUUCUAAUACUUUGUGAUAGGCUUACUGAGAUGACCAAAAAAAAGGAUGAGGAGAAAGAUUGCAAUUAUCGUAUCAUGAAAGCAAACAUCUUUAAAAAGUAUAACAGUAUCAAAAUAGAAUCGUUUAACACAUUCUGAGAUUGUCAAGAUAUCUUAGUAGGUUCAAGAAAUAAAGUGACUUCAGUGACAACACCAAUAACAAUUUAAAUUAUACAACCAUUAUUUGCUAAUAAUUAGGUGGAAAUUUCAAAAUCAAACUACCAAUGCUUUAUAUGGUUUUCUUGAUGUAAAUCUAUAUGUUCUGAAAUUCUAUGUUGAGUUUCACUGUCUCCCACUAUAACAAGUGGGCGUUGAAAUAUCCACUUGGAAAACAGUGGAGAUUUGGUAGUACAUGUCUAAUCAUAAUAAGGCAAAUGAUUGUCAGGGAUAGAGUUUGAGGGUGGACAUUCUAAACAUUGAGAGUUUACAUUCCUCCACCUCAAGUUGGUGCUGGAAAAUUAGUGCUGUUGUGUAUCAUCACAUUAAUUGUCAGGAUCGUGACCUCAGGAAUUUCACGUCUAAUUCUUAUUAUAACCUUUCGUGAGAAUAAUUGAGAGAAUGUCUCAACCACUUGCCUGUCUGAAUGAAUAGUCAAGAUUAGCAGAGAUGUUAUACAAGUUAUACAAAUAUUGAGAAUGACCUAUAAAUCAUUCAACUGAAGAUUGGAAAUAAGCAGCUAAAUAUAACAGUUCAGCAUUAUCUUGAGUCUUUAAUCCAUAAAAAUGAAGAAGGAGUUAGGAUGAGUAGCCAAAAACUUGUUUAAUGUGUUGAGUUUUAUGCAGGACAGGGAGGUGGUGAGUCAGUGGAGUUAAAGUAAUGUAUUCCAGAGCUUGAGGUCCAGGCAGGUGAACACAUAUCCAACAAUGAUGAAAUGAAAUAAGGGAUGCCACAAAAAACAUGCUGGAGCAGCAGUGACUUUAAAUCUAAUAAAAGUCUAUGGUGACGGGUGAAGGGACUGGCAGAGACAUAGCGUGGGGAGAAUACUAGAAUGUGAACUUUGGAGGAAGCACUGCUGAUAUAUAAGCUAAUGGUAAAAGUGAUGAGUGAACAAAUCUGGUGCAGGAUAGAAUGUAAGCAGCAGAAGUUUAAAUGAGCUGAACAUUCAGAAGGAAGAAGAUGGGAAGCUAUUUAGGAAAGCAUGAAAUAGAAGAAGCUGGAUGUGUCAAAGGCUGAGCGACACUUUGUCCAAAUCCUUUGUGAGUGGUAAAGGUAACCUAGAGAAAGUAAAAAUUGUGUGAAUCAUCAAAAACAAUUGUUAGUAAUACACAUCAGUAGUAAAUCCCAGUAGCUAUUCAAGAUAAAGCACCAUUAUCUCACACACAGCAAUGGUUCAAGAAAGUCAACUUGCAAGUUAACUAGGACAAUAAACUCCCAAGUUCCAAAAAUAAUUAGUUCUAAGUCUAUUAACUGAACUGACCCAAGAGAAUUGUAGCAUCUGUACUUUCAAAGUUUAAUUCACCAUUAAUCUUCACUGCUAGCAGUCUUAGGCUAAUAUGCACCUAGCAUAGGAUCUUAGUUUGUGACUUAUAAACAGAUCUUCAAAAAAACAAAAAAAAGGAAAUCCUAAACCAUUACAGAUUAUUGGUUAGGCCAUAGUUAGAUUAAUGUGGCAAGGAAAUGUACAGAGUAAUUGCAAAAUUGAAACUAGGAAUAAAGGGGCAUUAAAGCUUUCACUUGAAUAAAUAAGGUCAGGAAGGGAUCUGGUUGAGUUGUUUAAAGGUUAUGAGGGGUUCAGUACAGUGAAUGGGGAAGAACUAUUUCUAUAUUUAAAAUAGUCACCAAUGAACAAAGGGAGAGGCCGGGGAGGAAAAAAAAAUGACACAGAAGUUUCUUGGAAUUCCUACAAAAGCAAUGAUGAUAGAAGGAGCAUCAAUAACAACUUUCAUUAGGGAAAUAGCUAAUCAUUUGAGAAACAAAAGGAUGUCAGAAAAGAAAAGCAGAGUUUGCGAUCAAGUGGAUGGUUCUUCCAUAGAAUUGCUGCAUAUGAAUAGUCACGCUCUACUGCAAUGUUAUACCACUGUAAAAUAGUAUUUUCUUUGCUGCAUUUUUGUACAUGUUUUGAGUUUCCUCAAAGAUAUCAGAAGAUUGCCACAAUUGCUGGUUCAUGCCCAGGCAGUAAGUUGAAAACCUAUCCUAUUGUUCAAACCAAAGCUGUUCAUUCGCUUUUUAAUUUUUUAGAAAUUUUCCCCCAACUGUUGAAGAUAUGCUGACAGCAUGAGCCACUGAUUAAAUUAAUUACUGUUCUUAUUAAAAAGAGUUAUGGAAAUUGGGCUGAAUGAAUAUGUUGCCUGUUUAAGGGGAAGGCAUAUUUGAUUAACUGUAGAACAUAGAUCAUGAUUAUCUAACAAAUGCAACAUGAAGAUUUGAUAUCUAGUUGUAAAGUUAUCAUGUUUGAUCAAAUACAGCUGAUAGUAAAGGCACACCCUAGCCCUUUCUUUAAUAACAGUGUGUGUCUAACAUUUGACAUUAUCCAUUUACUUUGCUAAUUUUAUUUGUACGUGCAAGACAUAACUAUGAAUUAUAAAUUUUAAUAGUCCAUACUUUGAACAAUACUUAUGAUUACUGGUGAUCUCGACUAAAUUAAAUGAUCAGUUAUCGGGAAAUAAUUGAUAAUUUGUACCUGCUGCAAUUUCAAAGAGACUUAAUCCUUUACACAAGACACCCAUUUAAUCAGAUGAAACUGUAAUAUUAAGCUAGGUAUGACCCUGUUUCAGCUUAACAUUGCAAACUUCCACUGGUUCAUGUUUGUCAGACAAUAUGUAAAAACUGUACAUAUUUACAAAAAAACUUUCAGAGCAAGCGCUUCUGCCAGUAUCAAAGAUAUGAAUACAAACAGACCAAUCGGGUCUUCAGUUGCAUACACCAUUGUUUUCCACAAAAACCCUUACAGAUGCAAUUUUUAAAAUCCUGUUAUACAGAUUAACCCAAAGCAGCCUUUGCCAAAAUCAUACAUUUCUUGUUUGUUUCUGCAAGCACUUUGUUGUUAGAGAUUAAUAGAAUUGGUUUCAUAACGGAUUCAUGCAUUCAGUAUUAUUCAGUCCAGUGAAUCUGUGCAUGGGGCAGUCAACCAAAUCUUGUUGAAAAUAGCUUCUCUCUGUCUUCUUCCACCGGACUAAGCACCAUAACA
Molecule: messenger RNA, 4994 nt
Organism: Chiloscyllium plagiosum (whitespotted bambooshark)
Lineage: Eukaryota; Metazoa; Chordata; Chondrichthyes; Orectolobiformes; Hemiscylliidae
Source: RefSeq, a predicted model, not a curated record